GGGGGGUCUCCAGCUCUGCCUGUGUCACAUGGAAGCACAGUAGCUGAUCCGAGGGGAUGCGAGUAGAGAUGGAGGGGGCUUGAGGGACUGUGGAGGAGAAGCCUGGCACUCGGAGAUAAUAUUGGAGAUACAGCAGCAUCAGCAGCAGCAGCGGAUUCGCAGGUUAGACGCUUCCCAGCCUCCCUUCUGGCUGGGGAGCAGAGGAGCGCGGACAGGGCGCGCAGGAGGGUCAGUGGGCGCUCAGAGGAUGCCACAUGCAAUAUGCUGCAUUCCCGUUUUGUGAAGCCGAGGAAAGCCAAGCUAUCGCCUUUGAUCGAUUAUGCUCGUGGGGAGCACCUGUUCCGAGGGGAAGCAGACACAGAAGGAAGCGACCAGGGUUGAUGCUGCGUCUCCCCAAAUCUCUGAGCUGAAUCCCAGUGAGACGUGGCGCUUCCCCGCGUGCAUGAGUGUAAGGGUGUGAGUGUGAGUGUGUGAGAGCGAGCGAGCGUCAGCGCUCCCACAUGGCCUCCAUGCAGGACGGGCUGAACUUCACGGCUCCUCCCUACGGCAAGGUCCUGCUGCUGGGUGCUAUCGCUGCUGCCUCAGCCUUUGUUGUUACGAUCCUCAUCGUGGUGCUCUGCGUGGGCUGCCAGAGGAAGGGGAAGACACACAAUGUCCCCAGCGAGGGUGGAAAACACCGUCUCAUGGACAUGGGUAUACUCAGGCAGUCGAAGCUGCGGUCCAUCAGUAAAUCUGACACUGAGAUGAACAAGAUGAACUGCAACGGCAAAAGCAGGCAGCUUCCCCAGAUUCCCUCUGGGACUGGAGAGGACGGCGAGCACACUUACUCUGAAGUGGGCCGGCGCUCCUCCACCACACGUACUGACGAUGCCCUCUACGCCAUGGUAGGCAGAGCUGGGCAGACAGACACUCCGGCCCCUCCAGCUGUCCCAGCCAACACCCCGGCGCCCCCAGACCCAGACGGCGACGUGGAAGGAGGGCUCCCCGAACCCGAGGCCCAGGUCAUGACUCCCCCCCACCAGCCGGAGACGGCAGAGUACGCCUGCGUCAGGAAGCUGAGGAAGGCCGACAAGGCGCCUCAAAAGAGGGACAGUGGGACGGAUAUGGGGGAACCGCCGGCACCGCCUCCGCGACACGCCCCGCCGUCACACCCAGCACCUCCUCCGCCACACCCUCACAGCACAAAGUUGCCCCGUAGAAACGUUGAGGCCUUUAACGUCCCGUCAUUCCCAAAGGAAGUGAUGUUCAUGGGCAACGGAGAGCAGUACAUCUGGAAACCUCCAGAAGAUGAGGACAUGCUCAUGCUCCAAAAUAAAGCCCUGGGCCCGCUGGCUGCUCACACGAUGGAGAAUAUACAACCAUCUGCUGCUGUGGUAGCUGAGAUGUACUCUAAGGUGUGUAAAACAGGAAAGAAGAAGAGGGCUGUGCCGGGGUCUCCUCCAGCCAACCCCGGCUUCCGGACCUUGGGUCGUGGCGACCGGGACCGAGACAGAGACGGGGGGUUUAGUGUAGUGGUCAAACCCCAGACGUGGGCCCCUCAGGAGGGCAAAGCAGCCGGUGGGCCACUGGACGACCACUGCUACGAGUCCAUCGGGACAGAGGAGUGUGACCUGGCCUAUGAGAACCUGGAAGGGGGAGGCGCUUGGAAGCGAGAGAGGCCCCCCAACACGUGUGCCACCCUGCGGCCGAGGAGGAAGAAAGCCCAGCAGCCCUUGCAGCAGCAGCAUCCCCCUCCGCCGCCGCCGACGCAGCAGACGCCCAAGUUACAGCACCUGCCCGCCAAAGCUCUGCUGCUGCCGGGGGAGAACCUGUACGAGAGCAUCGGCGACCUGAAGCAGGGCUCCGCCACCUCCAGCACCACCACCAUCUUCACUUUCAACGAUGGCAUGGAGAUGUAUGUAACAGGGCUCUGAGGCAGCGGCUGCACUGUGACCCCCUUAUCCUUCCAACUCGAGGAGCUGAGCUAACACCACGAGGAGUGACGGCUGAGCCCCUUUCAUGCUCACCCACACAUACUGUUUACAUUCAAGUCAUAACAUCAAGCCGUUCACAGGCUCCAGACGCCUCGGGCCGUAUUGUUGAUCUGUUAUGACCUGGGCUAAAUGCAAAGUCCAAUCUAUAAACCUUAUAAGGAAUCCAAAGGUAGUGAAUACUAAAUGAGCACAAGACCAUUGCAGAGCAAUCUGUAGGUAACAGUAGCACUUCUAUUUUACUGAUACUUAUGUGCAAAGCACAAUAAAGUGAAUAGCCUAAAUUCUUCCUCAAUUCUAGCGGGUAAAAAUAGUUAUAUAUCUGGUCCGAGCAGGACUUCAUUUUGGGGAGAAGGCACAGCAUAUGUGAAAUAUUUUGGUAGCACUUAGUCCGUCACUAACAGGCCUUCCCUGUAGUUGGUCAAGAUGUGAUUCAGGACGGAAUUUAAAUGAUAUAAAGGAAUGAAUUACUAAUCAAAAUGCUUGAAAGCUCAGGGACCAAGAGAAACGAUUAUGAGAGUAUUAUAAGAACGAAAUUGCACACAUUUUGCAUUCCUCCUAAAAGCUUCAACUAAUUUCGACCAUUCUCACGUUCAAAGGCUGACCAGAUUCUUCCCUCUGUCACGUUUUGUUCCACCUGACAUGGACUGAACACUGUCUCCACUGCCGUCUGUAAAUGAAGUGUUUUACUUUGUUGAUCCUGUUUCUGCACUUUGCCUGCUACAAGUUGCAUGCUUAAAAAGUGAAAAAAAAAAACUAACAAAAAAAAAAACAAAAACAAAAAAUCAAGCACUGUCAUGUGGUACCUCUAUAUGAAUGUUUUUUUUUUUCUAUCGUCGUUGGUUGUUUCUUUUUUUUUUUAAGUGUGUUGCUUUAUUCCUCUGUAGAGCUCAAAGCCAGUUAGAUUAAGGAAGUCUUUGGCUCAGUGGGACUCCGUGCAGCAGAGAGGAGUAUUAAUUUCUCUCCUGGACCGGCAACACGCGCAGUACAGAUGAAACUAGACUAAAGAGAACUGCUCGUGUCCGUAAGGUGGAGACAGUCCACUCAACCCUCCUCCUCCCCACCCACCUCUCUCCCCACAGCCUCCACGUCUGCUCAGUUCUCACUCAUAUCCGUGCAUCUGCAUAGUCCCUUCCUUGUGGUCAUACAAAAUCUGCUUGGGUUUCAUCAUAGUGCAGCGUGGAAAGCAAAAGUAGAACUGAUGUGUAUUAGCAAACGUCACGUCUCAUCAUGGCUCCAUCGAUGAACACUCUCUGUUGUCAGUGUUAAAAAUAUUGCAGAAGUGACAGAAAAUGUGCGGCAAACAGCUCGCUAAGCGCAGAGCAUCAUCCCCCACCAACACACACACACACACACACACACACCCUCGAGGACGACAGAUCACAUCCGAAUCCCGGACAAUAACUUCAUUUGACCAAAUAUCCCCAGCAAACAAUGUGAUUAUACUGUAUGUUGAUGCAAUGUGUAUGUACAUGACAAAAGAGAAAGAAUAAUAAAUAUAUCAUCAGUGUCAAGAAAUCUAUCUUUUUCUAUUAUGUUCAGUUGUGUUUUGGAAUGACUUCUCUUGUGACACAAACUGCGAAAAACAGCUGCAAUGUAAAUCUCAGUGUGAUCUGUUUGUUGUUUUUUGAAGCCAUGAAGCUACGGUGGUGUUCUUGGAAAGCCCUGCUAAGUUAAAUGUGGCAGCUAAUGUUGUGUGUUUGCUAUUCAGACUACAGGGUCUUGUACUCAAAAGCGUGUAAUUAAGUGCUAAGUGCAAAAGAUUGUAAUGUUUUAUAUCAAGAUUACUAUUCAUGAAAUGUCAGUCAAGUUUAUACUUUUGUAAUAAAGUGGCACUUUAAAAAAAAUA
Molecule: messenger RNA, 3819 nt
Organism: Mugil cephalus (flathead mullet)
Lineage: Eukaryota; Metazoa; Chordata; Actinopteri; Mugiliformes; Mugilidae
Exons: 7
Coding region: 501-1913 (470 amino acids)
Biological process (GO): B cell receptor signaling pathway; T cell receptor signaling pathway; negative regulation of T cell activation
Cellular component (GO): plasma membrane; membrane raft
Source: RefSeq, a predicted model, not a curated record